CUCCAUCUCCAUCCCACUCUUCUCUUUCUUCUCUUCGUCUCUUUUUUUAUUCCCCGUAGUCCGAUUCUUAAUCCCACACAGUCACCAUGGAAGGUAAGGGCUUCCUGCCACCUUGCGUCUUGCUCGCUUCCCAAGCUUGCUCGCUCCCCCUCCCCCCUCCGUUACCCCCCUCAACGCCCACCUUUACAACUUGGCUAACAUCUAUUUUUUUCCACCAUCUAGAGGAAGUUGCUGCUCUCGUCAUUGACAAUGGGUAUGUUACUCUGGGUUUUCGAUGAUUCUGGCG
This is a messenger RNA of Aspergillus vadensis CBS 113365, 286 nucleotides long. RefSeq lists its product as uncharacterized. NCBI's taxonomy places the organism in Eukaryota, Fungi, Ascomycota, Eurotiomycetes, Eurotiales, Aspergillaceae. The record is from RefSeq and is a predicted model, not a curated record. Bases 87 to 278 code for a protein of 63 amino acids. The transcript has a single exon.